Molecule: messenger RNA, 786 nt
Organism: Helianthus annuus (common sunflower)
Lineage: Eukaryota; Viridiplantae; Streptophyta; Magnoliopsida; Asterales; Asteraceae
Product: glutathione S-transferase T3-like
Exons: 4
Coding region: 1-786 (261 amino acids)
Source: RefSeq, a predicted model, not a curated record
AUGCAUCCUUUCCGCCCUCCUUUUGGUGUCCCCGCUAGACCCGCAAACCCGAACACAACCCAACCGCAAACCCCAUUCAACCUUCAAGAAAUGGACCCGAGCUUUUUAACUUACGCGGCUUACUUAAGUGGCGCCCCUCCGUUUGUUCCUCCAACUUUCGGCUAUGGUCAAGCCGGCGGGUCGCAUAAGAAGAAAGAUAAGGACGCACCGAGGCGUACAAAAAAUAUAAUCAAAUGGACGAAGGAAGAGGAAUACGCGUUGACUCGGGCGUAUGUCGACAUUUCGGAGGACGAAGAGACCGCAAACUUUCAAACGGGCCCGGUUUUUUGGGAUAGGGUUCGUGCACUCUUCUUUAGCACGUGGGGUCAAGGCGAACAUCGGGACAAAGACUCAAUUUCUAGCAAAUGGACCGACAUCAACAACAAGUGUCAUGGGUUUCAAGAAGUCUUCCAACGUAACUACGAUAAUCGCCCGAGCGGUGAAGGUGACGUGGGGGUUUUAACGAAGAGUUUGGAGGAGUUCGAGAGGACAAAAGGCCCUUUCACGUACUACAAGUGUUGGGAGCUACUUCGAAAAAGUCCAAAGUGGGCGGUAGUUAACCCAAUGACGUCUAGUAGUAGACGUCGGGCUAAAAGGUCAAAAACAUCAUCCUCCGUUGACCCGUCAACUCCGACAUCGGAUGCCCGCAAUGUUGAUUUAAACGAGGCGGUGGACGAGGGCAUUCAAGAAGAGUUGGCCCGACCCGGAGGAUGGAGAGGUGUUACAGAAUAUCUUUUGCUAGUAUAA